Molecule: messenger RNA, 1013 nt
Organism: Agrilus planipennis (emerald ash borer)
Lineage: Eukaryota; Metazoa; Arthropoda; Insecta; Coleoptera; Buprestidae
Gene: emc
Product: DNA-binding protein inhibitor ID-2
Exons: 2
Coding region: 118-534 (138 amino acids)
Biological process (GO): cell differentiation; negative regulation of transcription by RNA polymerase II; circadian regulation of gene expression
Cellular component (GO): nucleus; cytoplasm
Molecular function (GO): protein dimerization activity; transcription regulator activity
Source: RefSeq, a predicted model, not a curated record
CAGCUCCUGACUGUUUUGAUUCGGAGUUUUUGUCGUAUAUCUGCAUCCGCUAGUUAAUCGAGUACGAGUGCGAGAUUUGUGAGUAUUUUUCCAAGUCCUCUAAACAAAUUAGUAAACAUGAAAUCAGUUAGUGUGUGCGCCGAAAACAACAUUCCCAGUGUUGUGAAUGGGAAAGUGACCAAAACGAAGAAGGACAUUGAAAACGAGGAGAUCCAGAUGUACCUCAGCAAACUGAAAGAUUUAGUUCCUUUCAUGCCAAAAAACCGAAAGUUGUCAAAGUUGGAAGUCAUUCAAUACGUGAUUGAUUACAUUUGCGAUCUCCAAAGCGCCCUUGAAACUCAUCCUGCCGUCAACACUUUUGAUGCUGCUACCGUUCUCAGUCAGAAAAAGUCCCAAGGAACCACCAAUCCUCGACAGCCCUUAGGAGUUCGGGCGAGUCCUAAUACUAUCCUAUCGAGUGAAUCAUCUGUGUUACAUUCAACGACGCAAGAUAAAAUAUCAUCAACUUCAGAGACGAUGUCAGUUACCUGUUAAAUUUCGCAAACUUCCAUGUUUUAAUGGUAGUGUCCAUUCCGGUUGGUCGCCAACAAUCGACAGGGACGAGCAGUUAAUCUAUUGAACUGUAAUAUUUCACCUCAUUUAGAAUGUAGACUUCGACUGAGAAUAUUCGUAUUUAUGAAGGGCGAGCAUAACUCGAAUUAUAAAAAUGGGUUUAUUUUCAAGAGGGAAGGAAAAAAUGGAUCGGAAACGAGAAGAGGGAGUGUUCUGGAUCUAGUGAUGUACCUGUUUCAGUUGCAAUUGUUAAUAGGUUUAUUUUAUUGUUUGUAUGAUUUACAGGGUGUUUGAAGGUUUAAUUUACGUUGUGGCGCUGUAGAGAAAAUUGUAUAUUACGUCACAAAUUUAUGGGAUGAUGUUUUUUAUGAAUGAUUUUUUACUCUGUGAUUUUCUUACGAUUAGUUAUAGAUAAACUACUAUUAUGUACAAAUAAAAAACUUUUGUAAGAUACUUUCCAA